Molecule: messenger RNA, 1190 nt
Organism: Coccidioides immitis RS
Lineage: Eukaryota; Fungi; Ascomycota; Eurotiomycetes; Onygenales; Onygenaceae
Exons: 2
Coding region: 44-994 (316 amino acids)
Biological process (GO): secondary metabolic process
Source: RefSeq, a predicted model, not a curated record
GUUCAGUCACACGAGGAAUGAAAACCAAAUAGGAUCAUUCACGAUGGUUUCUUUAUCGGAAGUGCGAGCUGCGAAUGCCCAGCUCGUCAAAUGCUCACCGGGAGGAGUUUAUGUCUUCGUCGGAGCAACGAGCGGAAUCGGGGAGAAUGCUUUGCGCAAGUUUGCCCGCCUUGCUGCAAAGCCGCGGGUGUAUAUUGUAGGGCGAAAUCUCGUCGUGGGAGAGUCUCUUUUGCGAGACCUGCGCGAGUCCAACCCAGAUGGCGAGUUUAUCUUCAUUCACAAGGACAUCUCUCUUGUGAAGGAUGCGGAAGACGUUUGCGCAGAGAUCGCUAGCAAAGAAACCAGAUUGGACUUGCUAUUUCUAUCAGCGGGUUAUUUCCCCUGGGAUGGUCGACAAGACACCGUUGAAGGGUUGGACGCCGCUAUGGCUACCCGUUAUUACACGCGGAUCCUUCUGGCCAAACGUCUUGCCCCGCUUCUUGAAGCAUCUCCAGCAGGAAGAGUUGUGAGCGUCCUUUACGCAACCGGUUCCACUCGUCUUGUGGAAACAGACUUGGGGCUCGAAAGCCCAGAAAAUUACAGCAUGAUGAAGGCUGGAGUUGGAACGGCGACGAUGAACUCUCUUGCACUGCACCAUUUAGCUAUAUUACAUCCUCGGGUUUCGUUCGUACAUACCUACCCGGGCGUUGUUCGGACGAAAGGAUGGGCGAACGGUGGUCGUAGUUUCGUUGGUCUGGUUGUGAAAUAUGUUCUAGCUCCGCUGACAUGGCCUUUUGCGUUAAGCGUAGAUGAAGCUGGAGACAGGGCUUUAUAUACCACUACCUCUGAGCAGAACAGAGUGGACGGGUCUGGUGCCAGUCAAGUAAUUCUAGUCAACUGGAAUAAUGAUACAGUCCAGCCCGAUAGACUGACCAGGGAGUACAUGACGAGCGAAAUGCUUGGGAAGGUUUGGGACCACACAGAAGCAACUUGGAAAUCGAUUUUAGGAAAAUAAUACCGUUUGAUUGCCAUUAUGAUCUGGUGCCAGAGCCCGGUUGAAUAUCGAGACGUUCAGUGUUAUUUGUCGUUGUGAACGCCUGCACAGAUUAUAUAGUAGCACAAGUCAGUCAUCAUUGUAUGAUGAAUGCUGCUAUUUGGUUAAUCAUUUAGUUAACAUAGAAAAUGAAUGGAAUUUCUGUUUGAUGUCGAGA